Messenger RNA from Oncorhynchus kisutch (coho salmon), 7413 nucleotides. RefSeq names its product polycystic kidney disease protein 1-like 2. The transcript is spliced from 37 exons. Gene Ontology annotation, biological process: detection of mechanical stimulus. The coding region runs from base 1 to 7152 and encodes 2383 amino acids. Gene Ontology annotation, cellular component: membrane. Gene Ontology annotation, molecular function: calcium channel activity; carbohydrate binding; calcium ion binding. The record is from RefSeq and is a predicted model, not a curated record. Lineage: Eukaryota; Metazoa; Chordata; Actinopteri; Salmoniformes; Salmonidae.
AUGGACAGCACUAAGCUCUCUGUAUUACUCUUGAAUGCUUUCCUCUUAAGCCUGUCUUGUGCUGAGGAUGAGAUAGCACCUCUAUCCUGCCCAGAGUACCAAGAGAGCUUUGACGGCUCCUGUUAUGAGUUUGUGGGUCCACCUCGUUUGCGUUCCUUCCUCAGUGCACAGGGUUGGUGUGAGCGAGGUGGUGGACACCUGGCCUUCAUUUUAAACGACGAAACCCAGCAGUUCCUACAGAAGCACCUGCAGACGGAGCAGGACUGGUGGCUGGGUCUGGCACCUGCCUCCCCAAACCUAACACUGGACUCUGCUGCUGCUGAGGGUCCUCUCUCCUGGCUUGAUGGCUCUGACGUCAGCUACUCUAACUGGGUGAACGACCCUGAUCCAGGGGCUGGCUGUGGUCACAUACUGAGGAGCUCAGGGUUUCAGUGGGAGGCAACAAGCAACUGUAGCCAGGAGCUGCACUUCAUCUGCCAAUUUGAAUCUGGGCGCUCCAUUGCUUGUGCUGCCCACAACGCAACACUACAGUGUGGUUCUGGUCAGGUGAUAGAGAUUGAUGACAGCUUCUAUGGUCGUAAGACGGUUCACUACUGCCGGACAAGUCCCACUUCUUCAGCCACCUCCACACAGGAGGAGUGUAGCUGGAUAGAUGUUGUAGAUUCAGUGACAGGAGACUGCCAUGGGCUGCAGGCGUGCCAAGCCACGGCAGAUGUGGCCUCUUUUGGUGAACCAUGCCCAGGGCUUGGAAGCUACCUGUCUGUGGAAUACAACUGCAAAGAUGGUCUCCACUUAUUAAUGAGCAAGUUGGCUGCCGUCUUUGACAAUGUCUCCAUAACAGUGAAGUGGCUUCUCCAUCCCUUCCAGGGCAACCUGACCUGCACUCUAAGUGCUGGAGAUGGGCACAACAUCGAUCCUUAUAGUCCAGAAGAGUUGGAGAGCAGUGUGGUUCAUAAAUACACCCGUCCGGGUGUCUUCCUAGUUGGGGUGGAGUGUACCACCAGUGAGUGGCAUGUGACAGCUCAGAAAGCCAUCACCAUUCAGGAGCCCAUCGGGGAGUUUGGUGUCAUUAAGUGCUAUAGCAUGAACCAAUCAACAGAUGGAGCAAACUGCAAGGCCCUGUAUGGCAGUCCCAUUCAAAUCCAGGUUGAAGUAGAAGCUGGUACGAAUGUGACCUACAAAGUCCACCGUGGUGAGAUGUUGGUGGCCAAUUCAUCAGCAGUCAGAGGAAUCGUCCCCCACAACAUCACAGUGGGACCAGAGGUGGAGCAACAACUGGGCUCUGGCUGCCACCAGCUGACCCUGCAUGCCUCUAACGGGGUCUCGGUCUUGGGCGUGUCCACUGAGCUGCAGGUGUGUCUGCUGGAGCCAGUGGAGGGCCUGCUGGGAUCAGUGAUGGCUGAGGAGGGCGAGUGUCCAGACUCAGACCUCUACGUUACUGUCUCCCUGGACCGGGGGUCCCCGGUGCAGCUUCUCUUCCAGGUGUCUGGAGCCAACGACAGCAUCUCCGAGACCAGAGGCAUGCAAAACAGAAGCAUGCAGGUUUACAAUAUCUCAACCACUAUCCUUACAGGAGCUUUGCAAGUGAAAGUCAGGGCCUGGAAUGUCUUCUCACACAUGGAUGUGGAUGUGGGGAACACAGCAGCAGUUUGUCACAAUAAAUCAGACUUUCAGACAGAGGAGCAUAAAAGGCUUCCCCGGGCUAAUGUGGAAAUCACUUCUGAUCCAGAAAGUCCAUCUGACUUCACUCAAAGUGUCACACUUGGGUUAACUGGCUUGAGUGGAGUACUCGGAAUCAGUGAACCUGGAAUACUACUUGAAUGGGAAUGCAGUAAGACGACAUCUGGCGUUGUCAAGUACACCAUUCAGAUACCAGGUGUUGCAACACUUGCACCUGUUGCCACUAACAUACCGCCUGCUACCUUACCAGCUGCUACCACCGUCCUACCGGCUGUUACUACUCGUCCAGCUGCUACUACAAUACCUGUUGCUACCACCAUAGCGGCAACUACUACUGUAUCUGUAACUGUACCUGAAAGAACAGCCCCAACUCCCAUCACCAGCCUCCAUUCCUGUGUAAUUUCCCCUCAGUCAGGCACAGUUCUAGAUGCUUUCAAUAUCACCUGUGCAACAACCUCCUGCUCCACAGGCAAAUGCCAAUAUUGUUUCAAAACUGACAACGAUAAACAUUUGCGCUGCAGUUAUGGAAAUGAAGUAAAGUCAAUCUUCCUACCUCUCGGGAACAAAAGUUACAACUACAGUCUGUCUGUGGUGGUUAUUCUAACAAAUGGGGAUAGAAAAACCAAUGCCACGAUCACCACUGAGGUGUGGCCAGCCAACUCCAGUUCCUCAGUGGAGAAUCUGCAGUCUGUGGUUGAGAACACUGUCGCUCAGCUACAGCAGCAGGGGUUGCUCACUGGGGAGACUCUAGGACAGAUGUUCAAGUCUGUGUCUGACAUUCUGAACAAGGGCUCCAGUGAGGAUCAGAAAGGUGCCAGGGAGGAGCUGCGAGAACAGAUGCUGAGCACCAUGACUGCAGUGCUGAAGAAUGUCCCCAACAACACUCCUCAGGAAGUGCAGCUGACGGCCAGAGCAGUGGCAGGGAUCACCAAGAGGAGGGAAGAGGUCAAUUCCGCUGCUCAGCUAGAAGCUAGCUCCCUGGUGGCAGAGCUCAGCUCUUCCCUCCUCUAUAUGAAUGUCAGUGAGCAUGGUGGACAAGAGAUGGUGCAGGCAGCUACACCAAUUGUAGAGGCAGCCAGCAAUAUCCUGGGAGUCUCUUCAAAUGCAAGCACACAGAGAAAGGUCUCAAAGACUCUCCUGAACAGUAUGGACAAUGUGCAGAGUGCACUGUUAAAUGGUAAAAAGGUUGGCCAGGAGCCUGCCAUUAUCAAGAGCCCUGAGAUCAGUGUGUAUGCUAACAGGAUGUCUCCAAAUAGCAUUCAGAUGCAGUCUAUAAACAUCCCAGAUAGCUCAUCUGCAAGCUUUUCCUUCCCUCCCCUGGGUGCUGAUGUCCUUUCUCCAGAGGAACCAGUGGAUGUGCGAAUGCUGAGUUUUGAGAAGAACCCUUAUUCUUGGAGUGAGGGGGGUAACAUCAGUGGUGCCAUGGGGUCUGUGACACUCACCAGACAGGAUGGAUCAGCCAUCCCUGUGGAGAACCUGUCUGAGGAAAUUGAGAUCCUCUUGCCGAGACUUGAAGGCGGGCAGGUAAACAGCACAAUCCUUGAACUGGGAAACUACAGCACACUGAUGAUUGACGUCCCUUCACCAGACAUAACACUGGUGCUAAAGAUGGAGCCCUCAGAGGACAUACCAUUUGUACUGUUGCUGGGGUAUAAAGACUACCCAAAGGACAAGCAAUAUGUAGCCAAGACGCAGAUGCCUCAUCAAGGCCAUUCACAAGAGAGAUACACCUGGGUCCUGGGUCCCAAUGAUUUGACAGGAAAAGUUGGGGUGCAUUACCUUGUGGUGAGGCCCAUUGUAGAAGCAGGGGUUAAAUCUGUCAAUGCCACUGUGACUGUCACCUCCAUUGCUGCCCAGUGCAAGUAUUGGAAUGAAACCUUAUCCACCUGGAGUGAAGAUGGCUGCAGGGUUGGUCCUUUAACCACGUCAUUGGUCACUCAGUGCUUAUGUAACCAUUUGACCUUCUUCGGGAGCUCUUUCUUCAUCAUGCCCAACCUUGUGGAUGUGUCCCGUACCGCUGAGCUCUUUGCCACCUUCUCAGACAACCCUGUGGUGGUGUGCUUUGUUGGUGCCAUCUUCAUUGCUUAUCUCUUGGUGGUCGUGUGGGCACGCAGGAAGGACAUCAAGGACAUAGCCAAGGUGAAGGUAACAUUGUUGGAAGAUAAUGACCCCUUGGCUGAAUACCGUUACAUGCUGAAUAUCAGCACUGGGCAUCGGCGUGGUGCUUCCACCUCCUCUCAGGUUACUGUGACUCUGCUGGGCACGGAGGGAGAGAGUGAGCCACACCACCUCGCUGACCCUGACAAGCCUGUGUUUGAGAGGGGUGCAGUGGAUACGUUCCUGUUGACCACACCCUUCUCUCUGGGGGAGCUGCAGAGCAUCAGGCUGUGGCACGACAACUCAGGGGGGCACCCUGCCUGGUAUAUAAACAAAGUGACGGUGCAGGAUCUAGAAACUGGACAGAAGUGGCACUUCCUGUGUAACUCAUGGCUGGCCAUAGAUAUGGGCGAGUGCAUCCUUGAUAAAGUCUUCCCUGUUGCCUCUGACAUAGAUUUGAAGAAAUUCAGUAAUCUGUUCUUCAUGAAAACGGCAAAGGAUUUCCGUGAUGGCCACAUCUGGUUUUCUGUGAUCAGCCGGCCUCCAACGAGCACCUUCACAUGUGUCCAGCGAGUCUCCUGCUGUUUCUCUCUGCUGCUGUGUACCAUGCUGACCAGCAUCAUGUUCUGGGGCAUCCCUACCGACCCCUCUGAGCAGACCAUGGACCUGGGUCAUAUCGAGUUCACCUGGCAGCAGGUGAUGAUCGGCGUUCAGAGUUCAAUCAUAAUGUUUCCAAUUAAUCUCCUCAUUGUGAGUAUCUUCAGAAACACCCGCCCCCGAGAGACGAAGCCUGGAAAGCCCAAGGCAGAGCAGCAGGGGAAGACUGGCAGAGUGACUCCUUCACAGCCUCCGUCCCCACAGAGGGAGAGAGAACUCACACCAGACACUGUCAUAAAGGACAUAAAGAAGAUUGCUCAGUCACUCUCCAAGGCUAUGAAGAGCCCCAUUCCACACCUGGAGUUAGAGAUGAAGCCUGGACAACAAACUGAUAUCAACUCUCUGCUCUCUCUGGUGGAGGACAUCAUCCGGCAGCAGAACCGAGCCAGUGGAGAGUUCUACACUGAUGCCUCCAAGAAAGAGGGACCGCUCAUUCUCUCACUAGGGGUAGCCAAUCUGCAAGAGACCAGCCUGUGUGGGAGCCCUGAGAAGACUGGGGAUGGGAGACAGAAAAGGAGCAACAACAGCCAAUAUCUGUACAGGCAGCUACGCCAUGUAGAGAAGGAGCUGAGCCUACUGGGACCUUCUCGCUUCCCCAACCCAGACAGCUACUGCCGGGCAGUGCAGCAGGUCCAAGGCAUGAGGGGGCUGCUAGAGUCCCACCUCUCCUCUUCCAGCCUGGGAGGGGACCAGCUGUCUCAAAGCCCUAGCCCAGCAGAGAGCAGUGAGGGAGACAGCAGUAGUAAGAAGCAGGGCGGGCUGCCCUGGUGGUUUGUGUUUAUUGGCUGGAUUCUGGUGUUAGCCACCAGCGGAGUAUCAGGAUACUUCACCAUGAUGUAUGGGUUGACCUAUGGGAAGGACCGCUCUAUAAGCUGGCUCAUCUCCAUGGUCGUGUCUUUCUUUGAGAGCCUCUUUAUCACUCAGCCGCUGAAGGUGCUUGGUUUUGCAGCCUUCUUUGCUCUCGUUCUAAAGAAAGUUGAUCAGGAGGAGUAUGGGGAUGCAAAGUUUGAGGGGGAGCUACGAAACCCAGAUGACCCUGAUGUGGUGCGGGCUGUCAGGAGGGAUAGCACAUGCAGCUUCUACCAGCCCCCUCCUCCAACAGACAUCGAGAGGAUGAGGAGCAACAUGAUCAAGGAGCAGAAGGUCUUUGCCCUCAUCAAAGAGAUUCUCACCUACAUGGGGUUCAUGUGGAUGUUGCUCCUGGUGGCAUAUGGCCAGCGGGACCCUAAUGCUUACUUCCUGACUCAGCACAUUCGGCAGAGUUUCAGCCAAGGGAUCUCAGACAGCAUGAGUCACAAAGAUGUGUUCACCUGGGCAAAUACCUCUCUUCUCAGCAACCUCUUCGGAGAGUACCCAGGUUUCAUCACUGAUGGGAACUCCAAACUGGUUGGUAAUGCCCGACUUCGCCAGGUGAGGGUGCAGAAGAACUCCUGCCGCAUCGCCUGCUCCAUGCGCCAGGCUGUACCUGACUGCCAUGCUCCAUACUCAUGGGAGGUGGAGGACAUGGGCUCCUAUGGGCCAGGCUGGAACCGCUCUGCGAGCGAAAACACCUCAAAGACCCUCCACAGUCCCUGGCAGUACCAAACCCAGGCCAAACUCAGAGCCCAACCCACCUGGGGCAGUGUGGUCCUCUACAGGGGAGGGGGGUUUGUGGUGGACCUGGGCCCAGAGUCACAGAAUGCUAGCAGUACCCUUCAAUAUCUGUUUGACAACACCUGGCUUGAUAUGUUCACCCGAGCAGUUUUUGUAGAGUUCACUGUGUACAAUGCCAAUGUCAACCUCUUCUGCACUGUCACACUCAUGCUGGAGACCACAGCUGUAGGAGCGUUCCAGUUUCGCAGUGAGCUGCAGAGUGUCCGACUAUACCAGUCCACCGGUGGACUCCAUAUCUUUGUCAUGGCAUCUGAGGUCAUCUAUUUCCUCUUUAUCCUCUACUAUAUGUAUGUUCAGGGAAAGCUGAUGAAGCUGCAGAAGUGGGCUUACUUCAAGACAAAGUGGAACCUGCUGGAGCUCGCCAUCAUCCUCCUGAGCUGGAGCGCGCUGUCUGUCUUCAUUAAGAGGACCCUGUUAGGGAACCGGGACAUGGAGUACUACCACAACCAUAAAGACCAGUUUGCCAGUUUCCAUGAGACAGCCACAGCAGAUGCAGUGCUGGGGUAUCUGAUCGCAUUCCUGGUGCUACUGGCUACAGUCAAACUGUGGCAUCUGCUGAGGCUCAACCCCAAGCUACACAUGAUCACAGCCACACUGCAACGGGCCUGGACUGACAUAUCAGGCUUCCUCGUGGUCAUCACCAUUAUGUUCCUGGCCUAUUCUAUCGCUUCUUAUCUAAUGUAUGGCUGGAAGCUGUACUCAUAUAGGACUCUCCUAGAUGCUGCUCUGACCAUGGUCAGCUUACAACUGGGCAUCUUCAACUAUGACGAGGUUCUUGAUUACAACCCGGUGCUUGGUGCGUUCCUCAUCGGCUCCUGCAUUAUAUUCAUGACCUUUGUGGUUUUAAACCUGUUCAUCUCAGUCAUCCUGGUGGCGUUCACUCAAGAGCAAAUACAUCACAAGCCCUCAGAGGAGGAGGAGAUAGUGGAUCUGAUGCUGAUGAAGCUCUGCAGCUUGUUUGGAAUCAAAAUGAAGAAGGAGGAGAAAGAAGACAGUGACAGCCCCAAGGAGAAUGGCAUGACUGCCUCAGCAACUAACAAAGGAUUCUCCACUAUAUCCUCAUAGAUGUUACUUCUAAGUACUGGUGUAUCACUCUGUAUGUAUUCAUAGUGAGCUGUCAUUUUCAUUUCUGUUGCUUUCUAGGAGCGGUGAUGCUUUUGUUGACUGGUUGCCUCUAGCUGUUUAAUUAUCUAACAUAUCACGCAUAAAUUAGGCUAUUUGUGCCGUUUUGUGAUCUAAUGCGAAGCUUUAAAAAUAAGUUAGAGGAAAUAACAGCUCCUUCUGUUACCUCACACUCUGUCAGAAAUACACAUAUGUAUGGUUACU